Messenger RNA from Talaromyces marneffei, 1674 nucleotides. RefSeq lists its product as uncharacterized. Gene Ontology annotation, biological process: protein import into nucleus. Gene Ontology annotation, cellular component: cytoplasm. Bases 1 to 1674 code for a protein of 557 amino acids. Lineage: Eukaryota; Fungi; Ascomycota; Eurotiomycetes; Eurotiales; Trichocomaceae. The record is from RefSeq and is a predicted model, not a curated record. The transcript has 3 exons.
AUGGCUUCGAACGAUAGAUUGUUGCCUCCUGAACAAUUUCAUAUCAAGCGUCGACGAGAGGAGGAGCCUGUUGACACGCUUUACAUCCAAUCUGAGCUGCAACAAAAAAAGCGGCGUUUUACAGACUUUGUCUUUCAAAGAGUCAAAAUCCCAAGUGAUUCUGCUGCGCGCGACAGUGCUGGAGAUGAUGUCCCGUCGUCAUCACCAUCAGCUGCUGCAACUGCAGUUAUUCAGGACCGCUUACGCAGUCCCAGAUCUGUAAGCACAUCUGGCUUUCCGAGUAGCAGUCGACUCAGACCUGCCGGAAUCCCAGCAGGAAUAAGUGGUAUCCCCACUGUUCGAGCAACUUCGCCGGGUGCAGAGUUCCGGAGUGAACAUGCUGCCGCCGAUUCUCGACGUCAAGAAUUUGACACAAAACGUAAGCGGCUUGAAGAGCCUAUCAGUAAAUUCUUAGGGGUUUCGGAUGGACUUUCAGAUCGAGAGAAUGAGAAAUCUGCGACUAGUUCUAGGACUGGGACGCCUACAUCGUCGAUUCAGAUGCCGCCUCUCAGUGCGAAUCCUGCACCAUUCCCGACGUCUCUUCGUCGAUUCCACAUCUCGCGCCCCAGUACUCCGCUGAGCGUGGCUGCUGGAAGUGGAGUGUCCAAAGGCAAUGCGCCCAGUCGAGCUCGAGCCAUUCUCGUCGAGAAACUUACUCGUGCCCCUUCUCUUAGAGGUGUUUCAGUUCUUGAGACACUGGAGAAGACAGCCGGAACCGAUUCUGAGAUAGAUACAGUGGUUCAAUCCCAGCUAGCCAAAACACAACCCGAGGAAGAAGCAGUGCCAGCAAGGAGAAAGCGACCUAUCGUCAAUAAGGCAGAGAAGCAAUGGAGAGAACAGCAAAAAUCAACCAUUUCCGCUGCCAAGGAACAUUUGACGACCAAGUAUGAGCCUCAGUCGGACGAUCUGGACAGGUUGGCGAAAGAGCUUGAAGAGGUCAUGCUCGAUAUUGAAGCGGAGGAGAACCGGAUGGAUAUUCAUCAUGGGCCACCAUCUGCACCAGCCCCUGUUGAUGUACCGCAGCGACCAAAGGGGCCGUUGAAAUACAAGCCCCGUAAUCCGGUUGCUCGAAAGACAGCUCCAACCGAGGUACCGCGCGUGGCUGAGGCACAGCCUGAUAAAUUGGAGCAAGAAGCAGAGCCAGAAAUGGAUAGUGACGGCGACUACGUCUACGAUACUUAUAUCCGUGUCCCGAUCCACACAUUCUCAUCCUCGGUUGCAGCAUCUACACCACAAUCAGACCUUACAGGCCACAAUGAUCCAUUAUCCGAGGCAAAUAUACUAGGCGGCAUCAGCAUCGAUCCUACACGCACCGAUAUCGGUGUUGUGAUCAUUACAUCCGAUGACGAAGAUAUCUGGGAUCAAUAUCUAGAAGAAGACCAGGACUCCGAGGUAGAUUGGGACGGCGAUGAUGUCGAUUCUAACGCCGAGGAUAAUCCUGCAAACGACUACCCGGACGACGAACUCUCGUCUGCAGAUGAGUACGACGAUAAUCCGAGUAUUUACCGUCGCUAUCGGACUGCGAACUCUGAUGAUGAAGAGUUUGAUAUCGAUGAGUUUGAUGAUGGGGCCGAUGAUGCUGAUUAUAGAAAGUACAUGUAUGACUACAUUGGGGAUGACGAUGAUGAAGAUUGA